Molecule: messenger RNA, 3015 nt
Organism: Acanthamoeba castellanii str. Neff
Lineage: Eukaryota; Discosea; Longamoebia; Acanthamoebidae
Product: zinc finger, c2h2 type domain containing protein
Exons: 3
Coding region: 1-3015 (1004 amino acids)
Source: RefSeq, a predicted model, not a curated record
AUGGAGGUCGAGAAGCCAGACACCACCUCGCCCCCCGCAACCGAAUCGCCCAGUGCGGGCGCUGUCACUCCAGCCGCGGCAGAGCCCGCCGAGCCGACUGCGGCCGACGUCGCACCGCCCUCGGCGGGUGCAGUUACCGAACCAGUGGCGAGCCGCAACGACACUCCCGACGAACCUGCCGCCGGCGCCGCCGAGGGAGCCGUUGGUGACGCGGCCCAAGGCAAAGGGGCUGUGGCGGUGCCAGCGGAAGAGGGAGCCCGGGCGGAAGUGACGAAGGAGAGCAGCGAACACGCGGCGGGCCUGAACGGCGGCACGGCCGGGGAAGCGGCGGCCAAGGAGGAGGAGAAGGAGAAGGAGGAGGCCGCAGUCUCGCCGGUGGCAAAGGAGUCUGCCGCCGGCAAGCCGGACGAGGACGAUCAGGCAGUGGCGAGUGCGAUGGACACCGCUGAGGGACACGACGCGCAGAAAGAAGGAGCGAAGGAGGAGGAGGAGACAAAGGAGGAGGAGGAGGAGGAGGAGGAGGGGGAGGCGACAGAAACGCCGAUGGCGGAGGCGGAGGAGGAAAAGGAGGGAGGCGCGGGGGAGGCGGAGAAGCGGGACCAGGUGGAGGCGACUGCGGACGUCCGCAAGCGCGACGCGACGAAGGAGGAAAGCGAAACGAAGGAGGAGGCGGAGGCGGACAAGAUGGAAGAGGAAGAGACGAAGGAAAAGGAGGAGAAGCCGGAAGCAGCGGCGGCCGAGGAGGAAGAGACGAAGCCGGCGGCCACGGAAAAGCGAAAACGCAAGCAGGCCGCGCCGCAACAGUCUCAGAAGAGGAAGCGGACGAAGAAGGAGGACGACGACGACGGCAACGAAGAAGAAGAAGAAGCGGGAGAGGGAGAGGGAAAAGAGGACGAGGAUGAAGGAGACGAUGAUGAUGAUGGCGGGGAUGACGACUACGGCGGCGGCGGCGGCGGCGACGACGAGGACGAGGACGAAGAUGAGGAAGUGGGCGAGACGACGACGAAGAAGAAACCGGCGACAAAGAAGAGGAAGCAGGCUGCGCCCCGGCGGAGUAGCCGUGGCCGAGGAAAGAAGAGCCUUGGCGACGACGACGACGACGAGGAAGAAGAGAACGGGGACGAGGGGGCGAUCGUGAAGAAGGAGAGGAGGCAGAAGAAGAGGGAGGACAAGAAGCACAAGCAAAUCGAGCAGGAGGACAAGGAAGGCGAUAACGACGAUGAUGACGAAGACGAUGAAGACGACGAGGACGCGAAGCCCGACCUGAGCGAAGAGUUCGAGAACCUGGCGCGGAAUCCCGAGAUCAAGCUGGGCAAGCGGCGCGUGAAGGCGCCCAAGCGAUUCUGGGACCUCGACGAGUACGAGCCCAUCCCUAAGAUGGCCCGCGCUCCACCCAAGCGAAAGAGCGUCGACAAGGACACAUCGGACGCGGUCGUCAAUGGAGGGGACGGUGAAAAGAAGGCGGCGAAGCCGAAGGCGACGUCACAGGGCAGCCAGACCUGCGAGGUGUGUGGCAAGGAGUUCGCCAGCAGCCGCGGCCUGAACGCCCACUCGAGGAUACACAAGAAGAAGGGCGCCGGCAAUGAGGCGGGACCCGUCGACAGGGUGCAGCAGCCGCCAAGGAAGGAGGCCAAGAAGGAGGCCAGGGGCGAGACCAGGAAGGCGGCCACGCCCAAGAAGGAGGCCAAGCGCGAGAGACGACCGAGCGUCGCGCUGAGCGAGGAGGAGCUCAGCUUCCUCGACGAGGAGGACGACGACGACGACGAGGGGGAGAAUGACGACGAGGAGUACCGCGAUUCCGACGCCCAAGCGGGCAGCGCAACGAGAAGCACGCGCAGUAGCACCCGCGGCAGCGGCCCUGGUCGAACCAGCAGCAGCACCACCACCAGCAGUAGUGGCGGCGGCGUCACGCGUUUGCGUUCCCGCAGCGGCAGCUCGCGCGUGAGCACCAGCAGCAGCAGCGCCAGCGGCAACAAGAAGCGGAAGCAGAACAGUCCGUCGGACGACGACGAGUACCUGCCGCCCGACCUGGCCGACAAGAAGCAGAAGGAGGAAGAGUCCGACAAGCACUUGCGGGAGAAGGAGCGGCAGAUCGAGGACGAGCUGCGUCGGCGCGAGGAGAGCAGGCUGCGCCAGGCCGUCCCGCCGCCGACCACGAGCUUCCCCCUGCACGCCCCCGCGAUGCCCACCUCGAGCCUGCCGCCGCCGCUGCCCACCGGCGGGUCGGCCGCUUCCGCGCUCCCGUCGUCCGUGCACUCGCCGCUGCCCACGCACUCGCCCGUCAUGUCGAGCUACGCGCGGCCCCUGUCGCCACACCACCUCUACAGCGCGCCGCCGCCGCACGGCACCGGCUCGUCCCCGCUUCCCUCCCUGUCGGCCUACCCCGCGGCCUCCUACACGCAAUACGCGCUCCAGCAGGUGCCGCCUUCGGCCUACCCACCGCAGCUGCGGCACCUGACCUCGACGCUCCCGCCGCCCACGUUGCACUCGCCCGUGCUGUCCUCGCCGCAGUUCUCGGCCUACGCGCCCCAGCAGCCAUCGGCGCAGCAGCAGCACCACCAACAGCAGCAGCAGAAGCACCAACAGCAGCUACACCAGCAGGCCUCGAUGUACGCGUCGUACUCGUCGCCCGGCCUCGCGUCGAUGCAAUCCCACUUCUCGAGCUUCCCGCAGCACCCGCAGCAGCCUUCACAUCAACUGCAGCACCACCACCAACUGCAGCAGCUCCACCAGCAGCAGCAGCAGCUCCACCACCACCAACUACAGCAGCAGCACCAGCAACAACAACAACACCACCAGCAGCAGCAGCAGCAGCAGCAACAACAACAACAGCACUUUCCGUCGCCCCACGCUCUCGCUGGCGCCUACGGAUCACAUCACCUCCCGCCGCUGGCUGCCAGCUACCCGCAUUUGGCCCAGAUGAGCAGCAGCGCACCACUCGAAUCGCCGGCGCAGAGGCUCAUGGAAGAGGAGAGGCUCAGGUGGCGCGGCAGUCCCUCCAAGACCGAGGAGUAA